Molecule: messenger RNA, 1440 nt
Organism: Sorghum bicolor (sorghum)
Lineage: Eukaryota; Viridiplantae; Streptophyta; Magnoliopsida; Poales; Poaceae
Exons: 3
Coding region: 166-1233 (355 amino acids)
Source: RefSeq, a predicted model, not a curated record
CAAAUCCGCCUUCAUCGCAACUCGCGACGAGCCGACGACCCAGCCAUACAAUUCGUCCAUCACUCGCGGUCGCGGAGCGGUUCCAAUUCCAACUGCACACUCGCGGUCCCGGCGACCCACCCGACCGACCCCCGGAGCGGCCGAGGCCUCGCCUCGCUCACCGACAUGUGGGCCCUCAACAACGCCAAGGCCGGCGGACCCUGCCUCACGCCGCGGCACCCUGCGCCGCCCUCCCUCGCGUCGCCGUCGACGGCGGCGGCGGCGGCUGGGCGGAGGUUCUUGAGGCGCAGCCCCGUGUGGGCGCCCCUGGUGGCGGUGCGCGCGUCGGGGGGCACGAGGAAGGACGGUCCCGGCGGUGGCGAGGCCAGCAGCGGCGAGGAAGCCGAUAGCAAGGCGUCGUCUUCCGGGCACGAUGAUGCAUCUACCCCAACUGGGGAUACCUCUGCUGGGUUGAACCAACCCCAUGACGAGACGAAAACAAACAAGCCGAUUAAUGUUUCUAGCAGCAACUACUGGCGAGAUGUCAGGGCAAACCUUGUGCGUCGGGAACAGGAGCUAUUAGUGGAUCCAAGCACUCCCACAGAGUCAAAGCCAUCGUCAGGAGAUCCAUUACAGCUCCCUCAAAAGUGGGCUCAUGCUAUUACAAUGCCAGAGGCAGGAUGUGUUUUGGUUGCUACUGAGGCGCUUGAUGAUGAUAGCAUCUUUGAAAGAACCGUCAUCUUCAUCCUUAGACUUGGUUCAAGAGGUACGUUCGAUGGCCCGUUCGGAGUUAUCCUGAAUCGUCCCCUCUACACAAAGAUCAAGCACGUGAAUCCAACGUUCCAAGACCAGGCAACCCCUUUCGGUGAUUCCCCCCUCUUCUUCGGAGGCCCUGUCGACAUGAGCAUGUUCCUGGUGAGGACCGACGACAGCUCGCGUCUCAAGGGGUUCGAAGAAGUCGUACCGGGCAUCUGCUACGGCUUCCGGACUGACCUUGAGAAGGCCGCCGUUCUGAUGAAAAGUGGUGCGAUCAGGACACAGGACCUGAGGUUCUACGUCGGGCAUGCUGCCUGGGACUACGAGCAGCUGUUGGGUGAGAUCAGGGCAGGAUACUGGGCUGUCGCGUCUUGCAGCACGGAGCUGAUCAGCGAUGCCUUGACGGGCGAUCCUUCUUGCCUCUGGACUGAGAUACUGCAGCUGAUGGGAGGCCAAUACUCUGAGCUCAGCGAGAAACCGAAGCAGGACAGCUCGUAGGCAUUUGCUCAUUUGAGAUGUAAUAAUUUGUUAUAGGCUUAUGGUCAGGUCUGUACAUAAUUGGAAUAGGGUGACUCGCUUGUUACCCCUGCUUCAUGUAGCGACUGUUAUGCGUUGAUUAUACUGAAAUAGGCUCUAUAUAAUGGCUGCCUGCCUAUGGAUUUCAGCAAUUGCUGAAUAUGAAGAUAGCGUUUUUGAUGAAUCACA